AUUGAAGUGUUAGGUUAGCUUCGCUUUGUUUUGUUCGUUUGAAUUAAACUUUAAGCUUAUAAUAUAAAUAUAACAUUCAACUGUAAAAUUAAAUUCAGUUUGAUGUAUGUUGUGUGAAUAGAUUUAAAUAUUUUUGUUAAAUAAAUAAUGUUAUAAUUAAUUUUAGUUACUAGCAAGUAGGCUUAUCACAUACAUAACUACACAGCUUUCUCACGAUAUUUUAUGUUGUAUGCUCUAGUUUAAAAUGCAUCAACAAAUUGGAAUGAUGAAUUCUAAUUUCUUCUACAGAUUUUCAGCGUUAUUUACAGGAUACCAAAAAUGUGGUAUUCACAAACAGUCUGUUUAUGAGAAGUUGAACAUAUCACCUAAGCCUAAAAAGCCAAUGACUCCUUAUCUUCAGUUUCUUUCACAAAUUCGACCAACUAUAGUUAAAGAGUUUCCAGGAGUGAAAAACCAAGAGUUGGUUAAAAUAGCUGCUAAACGUUGGAAUUCAAUCGAUUCUACUGUAAAAAACAGACUAACCGAACAGUACCAAGAAGCAAACACACAAUACAAUAGGAUGAAAGAAGAUUAUGAGAAACACCUAACACCAGAUCAAAAAGAUGCCAUACAUAGAGCCGAACAGUUUGAAAGGGAUUUGAAAAAAGAAAGGAAAACAAAAAAAAAAUCCCAAGAACUUGGAAAACCCAAACGACCAGUCUCAGCCUUUUUUAAAUAUCUUGAAAGUAGAAGUAAUGAAAAAGAGAAACAAAAAUACCCCCAUGUCACGGACUGGGUGAAAGCAGCAGCUGAAGACUGGAAAAACACUAGCCCUGAAGUGAAAGCAAAAUUUGAAAAUGAAAGGAAAAAAGAACAUGAGAGUUGGCAACAACAAUUGAAUGAGUGGGAACAAAAAAUGAUCAAGGAAGGAAAUAUUGACGUUGUUCGCACCAGUUCUCUAGUCAAAACUCUAAAAGUCAAAGCUAAAAAAUAGGAUGAGGCGUGCCCUGGUUCCAACGUUUUUACGUCAGUAGGUGAAGAGAGCCAGGGCACAGACACGUGCCAAAGAAACUCUCUGAAACAUUUACCCUACUCGGAAAGUGCCAACGAAUCACAAAACCUGCCAACACAACAACAAAAAAAAUGGAUAGUAAGAAUUUCAAGAAGAAAAAUAAACUCUAUUGUUGAAUUAGGCAACCGGCAAGUUAAUUUAGAAAAGUUAGCGUUAGUGUCACCAACCAAAAAUGUCAGCAAAGAGUGUAAAAACUUAAAAGUAGCAAAGGAAAAUGAACAAUCUAAAGUUUACAUAAAGACUGACAAUACAUCAGACAAUGAUGUAAACUCUAGUACACUGUUCAAACAAGGGAGCUGCCCAGAAGACAAACAGUUAGAAGAGUUUGCUCAAAGAAUUGAGAAGAACAUUUUGGAAUCAAAAAAUGGUGAUGAUGAAACCAAGCAUUGGCCUUGGUGGGAAAAAAUACUUGGUAUCUUUAUUACUUGGUACUUGGUUCUUAGUAAAAUUAAGAAGUAAUAAAUUAUGAUUUGUUUGCUAUUUUCCAUAAAUAGGUUUGUGUGUUUAAAACAAUAAGUCAACUUCAACUAUAAUCUUUUUUCACAAACUAAGAUACUUGAUUUGUACACCUUAAUAAAGUGUACAACAGUACUAAGAAUUUUACUUUAACCUUUGACUAUUAAUACAACAACCAAAUCAUUUUGACUAAGCUAACUGAAAAAUUAUUAAUGUAUGUGUAAUGUAUAUACCCCUGCUAGGCAAUUUUUAUUUGCCUAAGUGGAUUUUUACUGAAAUAUUUCCUUCACAGCAAAUCUAUUCACCAUAUUUAAAUAACAUAAAAUUGAUAAACACUUAUGUUUGCUGCCACAGGGAAUGAUUUAUUAAUUAAUGUAUUGUAUAUAUGUUGUAAGUGAAAUGUUAAUAGCCUAGCAUGAAAUAAACAAAUUUUCAAAUUAUAUCAUAUUUGUCGAAAUAUAU
Molecule: messenger RNA, 1969 nt
Organism: Macrosteles quadrilineatus (aster leafhopper)
Lineage: Eukaryota; Metazoa; Arthropoda; Insecta; Hemiptera; Cicadellidae
Exons: 6
Coding region: 245-973 (242 amino acids)
Molecular function (GO): transcription cis-regulatory region binding
Source: RefSeq, a predicted model, not a curated record